AUGCAUGAUUUAUUUGAACGAGAAUUGCAACGCGAACUGCAAUUCGAUCGUAAUGAAUUGCGUGCGUUCGUACAAACGUAUACUCCACAAUUAAAUGAUCAACAAAAGUAUGUAUAUGACACAGUGAUGCAAGCUGACAAUGACAACACUGGUGGAUUUUCUCAAAAUGUUAAUGGCGCAAGGUUAAAAUCAAUUGCUAAGACGGAGUUUGCAAGACAUCUUAAAAUUUGUGGUGAAAUACUUUCGAGUGACACAACAGAAAUAACUCCUUUUAUUCACAAGUUACGGGAUACAAUGAAUGAAAUGGAGAUAACCGAGGCACAGUUAUACAAUGCGGAUGAGUCUGGUCUCUUUUACCGUAUGCUGCCAGAUCGCACAUUCGUAGCAGCAACUGAAAAGACUGCACCUGGCCGAAAAAUACUAAAAGAAAGGAUAACAUUUAUGCUGUGUGCGAAUGCCGAUGGAUCCCACAAAUUGAAACCCUUGGUGAUUGGUAAAUCUGCAAAUCCACGUUGUUUUUCCGGAUUCAACAAUCCAUUGGAAUACGUAAAUUCUAAAAAAGCGUGGAUGAACUCCCAACUGUUUUCUGAAUGGUUUCACAAUUCGUUUACUAAACAGGUUCGUACUUUUUGCUCUGAAAAUAAUUUACCACAUAAGGCAUUGUUGCUAGUUGACAAUUGUACAGCUCAUAAGCCAAUUGAACGGCUAAAGUCUGAUGACGGUAACAUUGUAACAAUGCUUCUACCAUCGAAUGUGACAGCGGUAAUACAGCCAAUGGAUCAAAAUCCGAUAAGGCUAGUUAAAUUGGGCUACAGAAGCAAACUUUUAUGCAACGUUAUUGCACAGGAACAUUUGACCAUUGCAUUAACAUUUGUUUAA
Messenger RNA from Bactrocera tryoni, 879 nucleotides. RefSeq names its product jerky protein homolog-like. Gene Ontology annotation, cellular component: nucleus. Gene Ontology annotation, molecular function: DNA binding. The coding region runs from base 1 to 879 and encodes 292 amino acids. The record is from RefSeq and is a predicted model, not a curated record. Lineage: Eukaryota; Metazoa; Arthropoda; Insecta; Diptera; Tephritidae. The transcript is spliced from 4 exons.